Coprinopsis cinerea okayama7#130 is the source of this 899-nucleotide messenger RNA. RefSeq lists its product as hypothetical. The record is from RefSeq and is a predicted model, not a curated record. NCBI's taxonomy places the organism in Eukaryota, Fungi, Basidiomycota, Agaricomycetes, Agaricales, Psathyrellaceae. The transcript is spliced from 5 exons. The coding region runs from base 69 to 899 and encodes 276 amino acids.
CACAUCUCAACCCGGGGUAACGACCUCUAUCCCCCCACUUCUUUAGCUCCCCGUCUCAAUUGGCUCUAAUGUCGGCGCUGGAUUUAAAUCAUUAUGGUCGUGUGACUGCUGCAGGGAUAUACGCUAAUGUGCUCUUGACGAUUUUUGUGGCUGGUCUCCAAUUCUUCAUGUGCAUUUAUGGAUUGACAGUUUUCGUGGAUACGCCUUCCAGUAGUCGCAAGGGACGGAGACCCUACAUGAUCGUCUCGUUCAUCAUCCUGAUUACCUGGUGCAUCACCGCUGCGUUGGACGCCUAUAGUGUCUUCCGGUCGCUGUCAGAGUCGACAUCAGGGGAAGAGUUCUAUCGACUUACAGUGAGCUUUGAAGGAGAAUGGUUCAGGGUUCUCAGUCUCUUCUCGCUCUUUCUGGGACUGUUCGUCGGUGAUGGGCUCUUGCUUUACCGCGCUUAUGUUGUAUGGAAAGACCGGCGGUGGGCGCUGAUCUUCCCUUGCCUUUGCUAUCUGACGUCUUUGGGGCUCGCGCUUUACAUCGCCUCCCCACAAAAGGAGAACUGGAGAGACAACGACCGGAUAAUCGCAGGUUCAUUCACCUUCGUUGCCGUCUCAGUGAAUGUUAUGGUCACGCUUCUCAUCUCAUUCCGCCUCCUACGCGCACGGCAGCUAAUGGCAAAGGUACUCCCCUGCCACGACUUCCUGCUCUACAAGAAGGUCGCGAUAAUCCUCAUUGAGUCAGCGCUGCCCGUUGCAUUCUUUGGAUUGUGUUACGCAAUAACGCUGGUCUUGGUUGGCCCGAUGGGCAAGAGCACCGAGUCGGCGUCGAUUUGGCAGGUGUUGAACAUGACGUUCUCGGCGCUGUACUUCUCGUUCGCGAGUGACGACUGGGCGCUCGUGGACGAAUGA